CAAACAAGAUGAGAAUGUGCUCAUAUAAAUCGUCAAAACUAUGACGAUGUGGUGAUUCCAGAUGCUUAGUAGAAUCCUUGACUCGACCAGGGGCAAGCCAUGCUCUUGUCCGGAAAACAAGCAAUGCUCAGCAUGCAAAUCGAAGGUUAUAAAGCCUAGAGUCCAUCUGGAAGACCCACAUCGCCUAACCAUACCCAUAGUGAUCAGUCGGUAUAAACACAGAAGCCCUGUUACUGUCAACAGAUCGACAGAGAAGCGUUGGCCCUACAGCUCGAAGAAAAGAGACGACACGCCGGCCCGACCGACCGCACUAUGCACAUGGAUUCGGAAGAAACGGGCCUUGAGGCAGCUGAAGCGAGAGCGAGAAAGGGAGAAACAACGGCAAAGGGACAUACUCAGGCGCGAAAGGGAGAUAGAGUUCAUUGAACAGUUACAAAGACAGCAAAAGUAUCUAGAAGAAGCAGAGCCAAAGAUAGUGCUGCCACCACCGAAGAAAGAAAAACCUAUAAAAGUAGCGCCACCACCAAAGAUUGUACCACUUAAGGCUCUCCCACCUCCGCCUGUUGAAAAGCCAAAGAAAGGCAAGUCAACGUAUGCAAAGCCCAAAGCCGAGUCGAGAUUCGUGUCUGUGAGGAAAGCUUGUUACCGCCAGACCAUUGGCGAGCGGUUCGUCAACUACUGCUACCGUUUUUGCUGCCAAUUGUACUGCUGCCUAACCAUCUUGCUGCUGAUCGGAGUGGCCAUUAUCCUCCUCAUAUAA
Molecule: messenger RNA, 760 nt
Organism: Ostrinia furnacalis (Asian corn borer)
Lineage: Eukaryota; Metazoa; Arthropoda; Insecta; Lepidoptera; Crambidae
Exons: 3
Coding region: 62-760 (232 amino acids)
Source: RefSeq, a predicted model, not a curated record